CUCGACUAUCCACUAGGCUACCUAGACUAUUACUCUGCUUACACCCCAAAGUAUCUCGUUGCCUAUUCUCUCCCCUGAUCGUGAAAGUGGUCAACAAGCCCUACUUUCAAUCUCAGCUCGGGGCCCUACUCCACUUAGCCUGCCAUCGCCUGCUUCCUCGUCGAUCGGCAUUGAAGUCCAUCGUCAAUAAUUCCCCGCAACGCCGAUCGUCCUUCGCUACGGAAAAAAAAAACCUUUGCGUCCGCGCUUCCCCCUCACGACACCAAAUUAAACAACUCAUCGUCAUCUUCUCCCAUACCUCCUCCUCCUCCUCGUACACAACACAUCAAUUAUACAGCCCAAUUCCACCGGUCGCAGUAGCUCAAGCUGCGACGCCCCCAAAACCACCACCAAGAAAGACGCCCGGUCUCUCCAAGCGCCCGGGCCCUGACGCAGGUACCAGGCACCGAGCCGGCGCUUCGCCCUUCAACCCGCGUCCGUUAUUGGCUGUCCCUGUCGCUCUACAGUGCGUCCGGGAAAUCGAGCCCGCGGUUCCUGAAGAAUCCGCAUCCGACAGCAACGCUGAAUACUGUGUCACUCGCCCCCUUCCCCUUGGGCUAGAGGCUGGUCCUAUUCUCUAGGCCACUGUCACACGCCUGUCGAGGGCGCUCUCUCCACUUGGGUCAUGGCAUGGUGGUAGUUGCCCUUUUUAUUCCAACGGCGUUGACCACCUGAAACGCGUCUCGGCGAAUUUUUUUCUUAGACCUGUCAUUGGACUUUUGGAUUCUGGCCUGCUUCGGAGCUCCGAGUCCUGAAACAGCUACGGCGUGUACUGCAGCGCCAGCGCUGUCCGUCGGCUGUAAUUAUAGAAACCGGUGCUUUUGAUUGUUGUUGUUUGUGUUGACCAUUAGCUUGUCUAGACUGGUCUCUCGGCGGCUCUUGUCACUCGGUGCUUUCUUAUAAUUCACCCUUGCGCCGGGCUCUGUCUUCUGUCUUUCUAUCUUUAUCGUUGUUGUUUCUUUCUGUACAAAGAGCUCGACUCGACUUUUCCUUGUUUCCUUUUGUCUUGCAUUUACAUUCGUUGCUUCUGUACUAUAUCUGGGGUAUCCACUCUAUACUUUCAUUUGGUCUUUCGUUCUACCAGCAUUGCUCUUGUGUGGUGUCCUCUCUCUUGACUGUUGACCAGCCUUUCUUUUUCUUCUUUGAGCUUUCGCGUUGCAUUUUGUUAUACAAUCCCUUGCAUCUGCCGGUCCGUUGAAUCUGGCUUUUUCUUUCCAGCGAUUCUUGCAUUGCAAUGACCUCGACUACCCUCAUGACUUUCUUGCUGACUACCAACCCUGAGAUUCGAUCGGUCAAGCUGUUCGGAUCAUGGGAUAAUUUCUCAAAGGCUUAUCCUAUGGAGAGGGAUAGGCGCGUGGGACCGGGUCAAUGGCGUGGAUGUCAUACGUUUACGGAUAUCAUAGGCGAUGGGCCUCCCGGUGACAAGUCCCAAUGGCGUACGGGAGGUCUGAAGAUGGGUGCCACCUACUGGUACUAUUAUCUUUUGGAUAGUGACGUGGAAUACUUCAGUCAAGUCGAGCCUGUCACAACCAAAUGUCCUUUGCUACCAGGGCAGCCGGUGAAUAUUUUGAAUGUGCCCAUUAUUCUCCCCGACAGCCGCUCUCAUGCACGUUCGAGUAGCAACGGCUCGCAAAAGGCCGACUACCGAACAAUGAACCCGGAAGACAAGUUCAUGAACCCGCGGAAGCCGCCAAAGCCCAACUUGGCACGCCUACAAACCUCCGUGCCUUAUCCUCAAGCCCUCACCCCGUCUAUUGCUACCAGCACUUCCCCGGGUAUAAUUCAUCGCAGUGCAUCUCAGCCGAAUAGUGCUACCCGAAAAUACCAUCAUGCCAAGGACGCUCGCUCUGUCUCGCCACCGAGAAAUCGUGCUCUUCCCACUUUCCGACCUGCCCAAGAGGCAAAGAGCCCGAAAUGGACCGAGAUGCCGUUGAGAUCCAACACGGUGGAUGGAAGGCCGCAAGAUCGCCGCAAUGCGCCGGGCAAUGUAAUUGCUCCCGAGCUUGCUUCUUCGUCCGCAAACCACCCUGAAAUAUGUAUCGCGCCCACUAUUCAAACUCGUCGUGCCAUGAAGACAAACGGCAAUGAGGUCGGACAGACUUGCAACCUUCUGACCGUGGAGACGCGCCCCCAUUUCCGCAAGCCUAGCGUUUCAAGAGGCGCCGCAGCGGGACCGAGUUUGGGAACGGUUGAUGAAACACAAGCUCUGAAAGAUGCUCUCACCUGGGUGAGCUCUGGUGAUCUCAUAACUCCAAAGGGGCGCGAUAUUCACGACAAGCGACUGCCCACGCUACCCAACACUCCUUCCUCAGUCAUGGACGAAGCAUUGCAAGCUAUGGACGAGACGGACAAGGCCAUGAGUGCUCAAGUUCCCCGUAGCUACUUCUCGAGUCUAACCACGACAACCGGUCAGUCCAUCCACUCUAGCUUUAUCCCCGAACGCAGCCGAUUCUCAGAGUGGAGCACGGACACCGAGACCGAGACCGAGACCGAGACCCAGGAUGACUCUCCCGAAUCAAUGAUCUCUACAUCCACCUUCAAUCAUGAAUUCAACGACUCCCCAGCCGUGGACGACUGGCGCACACCAGAGCUAUCUCAAGCCAACGACGCCGCAACCAAUACCGAUCCAAACACUCCCCAUUUGACUGUGCACUCGAAACCGUCCUCUCCCAACUCUGCUUCAGGCGACAUCCCACCAUGGAACAUGAGCUCCAUGAACAUCUCUCUCCCCCAACUCACCGUCUCCCUCUCCUCCCCAGGCCUGCCCACGGGUCUGGGCAUCGAUCAAAUGGACGAAGUAGAAAGCAAUCCCAAACGCCACGCCGCCCUCUUCAGUGCCCUCGAAUCUAUGGAAUCUCUGUCCCUCUCCCGCAGCCCAGACGGCUCUCCGAUUCUUUUGCCCGAGAUCCAGCACCGCUCCGAUAGGGAGCGCAGCGAGGGCAAUGACGAAGUAUAUCGCCGUGUCCUGUCGCAGGCGAGUGAGGCUUCGUUCCGGGGGAAUAGCACUAUGCAAGAGAUUUUGGACGAGCUGAGUUAUUUGAAGAAUAUGAUUCAGGCUGAGAUGGAUGGGGAGCCGUUUUAGGCGGUGGUUUCAGGAGGGGAUCUGUCUCUCUUUUGCUUCUUGACACUCGCUUUUUAUAUUGCUUCAUGCGGGUGCUGGUUCGCUCGGUGAUGUCUGUACUAUUUAUAUAUAGAAUAUAGUGACCUGUGAAAUCGACAUCGAGGAUAACAGCCUUUGGCGCUGGAAAGGGCUGAUUUUCCACCCUCAACUAUAGACAGGAAGGAAAAAACCUAUCAAGUAGGGGAGUCAUGAAGGAAGCAUUCGGAGCAACGAUGGAGAGAGACAACACAAUGAUGCCUGACAUAUCAGGCAUCAAUACGUCCACCCAAAGUCAUCCAUCUGUUACCGUGGAUAUUCAUCUCAAACAGUUCAAAGCGGG
Penicillium brasilianum is the source of this 3479-nucleotide messenger RNA. The record is from the annotation of a GenBank genome assembly. Lineage: Eukaryota; Fungi; Ascomycota; Eurotiomycetes; Eurotiales; Aspergillaceae.